Musca domestica (house fly) is the source of this 820-nucleotide messenger RNA. It is a transcript of the gene mRpS7, whose product is annotated as small ribosomal subunit protein uS7m. NCBI's taxonomy places the organism in Eukaryota, Metazoa, Arthropoda, Insecta, Diptera, Muscidae. The transcript is spliced from 2 exons. Gene Ontology annotation, molecular function: rRNA binding; structural constituent of ribosome; mRNA binding. Gene Ontology annotation, cellular component: ribosome. Gene Ontology annotation, biological process: translation; ribosomal small subunit assembly. Bases 127 to 777 code for a protein of 216 amino acids. The record is from RefSeq and is a predicted model, not a curated record.
UUUCGAUUAUUUUUGUUAUCGAAAUUGAGCAACAUCGCUAACUUAACGCAGACAGGGCUCUACUUCAUCGGCAAUAGUAAGAAGGAAUGUUAUUAAAUAACAUAUUCCAUUAAAUUUUCAAUAAAAAUGAAUAAUUUCGUGCGAACCUUUUUGCCCCGCUUGGUGGCGGUCAGACAGAUGUCUGCCUAUCCAAAGCAUUAUGUAGAACCCAUAUUCACCCGAGAAGCUCAGCUGGCUGCAAAAGAGCAAGAUGAAUAUAACAAGUUGCUGCAUGUGCCAACAAAAGCCACAAAAAAUGACGAAUCUUUAUCGGUAUUUUAUAAUCCAAUUGUACAGAAAGUCAUUAACUACAUGACCUACGGAGGUAACAAGAAAUUGGCACGAGAGCUAUUCGACAAGAGCAUGGAAUGUGUUAAGCGUACUCAAAUCGAAAGAAUCAAUUUGGGCAAGUUAGAAGAUGCUACAGCUGAUCCCUAUGCCUUGCUGCUACAGGCCAUUGAGAACAGUCGUCCCCUGUUGCAAUUGACUGCUAUUAAAAGAGGUGGUGUGACAUAUCAAGUGCCGGUACCCAUAACCGAAAAACGUUCCUACUUCUUGGCUAUGAAAUGGCUAUUGGAAGCGGCACGUGAAAAGGAGAGAAAAGUACAUUUCCCCGAGAAAUUUGCUUGGGAAAUUCUUGAUGCUGCAUAUGGUCAGGGUAGAGUGAUAAAGAAGAAAAAUGAUUUGCACAGACAAGCUGAAAGUAAUAGAGCAUAUGCUCACUAUAGAUGGAGUUAGAUGCGAAAUUCUUAAAUAAACUUGUUAAUGUUUUAAAACGAGA